GUUAUGGUCCUCACAAACACGCCAUUUUUCCGUAGGGCUCGUCUUUGUUGUGAUUGAUUUGAUUACUUUACUGGCGUUGGGUCAUGUGAUUGUGGUGUGGCUUUUAUUGAGAUUUGUUUUUCAACAUUCUCCUGUUCUUUUAUGCUUUCCGUUUCUCCCGUGAAAAUGGCAUCUGCUAAAGUGACAUUCUCCUGAUAAUUAGGCCCUUUGGUCUUCAUGUUUGAUAAGUUACCUCUGCUGAUCUAUAUUCCCACCGCCUAUUCUUGCUUAAUUUAAGUUCUCAGUCUUUUUCAUCCUCCUUACACUAGAGUAGACACCCAAAGAAAACACAGAAAAACAGAAGAUAAACCACAUUCUUGGGCAUUAGAGAAUUUUCAUCUGAAUAAUUCUUCUUUUGAGGUUCAUCGCUUUCUUGAAUUUCUUCCCAAAAAUCAGACUGCUAGAAGGUUAAUGAGAAUGAAGAAGUAUCUACAUCAACGUCUUCCAUUAAUGCAGUGAGGAUCUGCAUCUAGCUUUUCUCCACCAACAAGAUAACAGUGUGCAGAUUGGAGCCUAAGAAGCAUGGAUCCUAACUACUCAAAGUGUUGGAGCGCUUCCAAGAAGGAAUCUUGGAAGAAUAUUUUGCUCUUGGCUUUUCAAAGUCUUGGUGUAGUAUAUGGGGACCUAAGCAUUUCCCCUCUUUACGUAUUCAAGAGCACAUUUGCAGAAGACAUUCAUCACUCUGAAACUAAUGAAGAGAUUUUUGGCACUCUCUCGUUUGUUUUCUGGACUCUAACUCUAGUUCCUUUGUUCAAGUACGUGUUUAUCGUCCUUCGUGCUGAUGACAAUGGCGAGGGUGGUACUUUUGCCCUUUAUUCGCUAAUAUGCAGGCAUGCUAAAGUAAGCCUUCUGCCUAACCGACAAGUUGCUGACGAAGCAUUGUCUACAUAUAAAAUGGAGCACCGGCCGGAGAAAAAGAGCAGCUCUAGGGCUAAAUUGUUUCUUGAGGAACACAAAUCAUUGCAUACUGCUUUGCUGAUCUUGGUUCUUGUUGGCACUUGUAUGGUAAUUGGAGAUGGAGUGCUCACUCCAGCAAUUUCAGUUUUCUCUGCGGUUUCUGGCCUUGAGUUGUCCAUGUCUAAGGAGCAUCACCAAUAUGCAGUGAUUCCAAUUACCUGCUUCAUUUUAGUAUGUCUAUUUGCGUUGCAACAUUAUGGCACCCACCGGAUUGGCUUCCUUUUCGCACCAGUGGUGUUGACUUGGCUACUAUGCAUCAGUUCCCUUGGCUUGUACAACAUAUUUUCUUGGAACCAACAAGUUUAUAAAGCCCUUUCGCCCUACUACAUGUUCAAGUUCUUGAAAAAGACAAGAAAAAGUGGAUGGAUGUCAUUGGGUGGAAUUUUGUUGUGCAUAACAGGUUCGGAGGUAAUGUUUGCUGAUCUUGGCCACUUCUCAUAUGAUGCAAUUCAGAUUGCUUUCACUUUUUUGGUGUAUCCAGCACUUAUUUUGGCAUAUAUGGGUCAAGCUGCCUACUUGUCAAUGCAUCACGACGCCAGUUCCCAGAUCAGUUUUUAUGUCUCUGUCCCAGAGAUUGUGAGGUGGCCAGUGCUCAUAAUAGCAAUCCUUGCUUCUGUUGUGGGAAGCCAAGCGAUCAUAAGUGGAACAUUUUCCAUCAUCAACCAGAGUCAAUCACUUGGUUGUUUUCCAAGAGUCAAAGUUGUUCACACCUCUAAUAAGAUUCACGGUCAAAUCUACAUCCCUGAAAUCAACUGGUUGCUGAUGAUCCUCUGCAUUGCUGUGACCAUUGGAUUCAGAGAUAUUAAACACAUGGGAAAUGCAUCAGGACUUGCAGUUAUGGCAGUGAUGCUCGUAACAACAUGCCUCACGUCCUUGGUCAUCAUCCUAUGUUGGCACAAACCGCCUAUAUUAGCUCUUUCCUUCCUCCUCUUCUUCGGCUCAAUCGAAUUACUCUACUUCUCAGCUUCGCUCAUUAAAUUCCGCGAGGGUGCUUGGCUCCCCAUCCUCCUAGCACUCUUUCUUGUCACCAUCAUGUUUGUUUGGCACUAUGCCACCAUCAAAAAAUACGAAUAUGACCUCCACAACAAGGUCUCAUUAGAAUGGCUAUUAGCCCUGGGUCCCAGCUUAGGCAUUUCACGGGUACCCGGUAUUGGCAUUGUGUUCACCAAUCUCACCUCUGGAAUUCCUGCCAAUUUCUCCCGCUUUGUCACCAAUCUACCUGCCUUCCACCGUACCCUUGUAUUCGUAUGUAUAAAAUCAGUUCCAGUCCCUUAUGUUCCUCCGGCUGAACGGUACCUUGUGGGCCGCGUAGGGCCCCCGGCCCACCGGUCAUACAGGUGUAUCGUCCGUUACGGAUACCGUGACGUUCAUCAGGAUGUUGAUUCCUUUGAAUCUGAACUUGUUGACAAGCUGGCGAAUUUUAUCCGUUACAACUGGUCUCAGAGUCCUGUGAAUUUCGAUUCUGUUAACGAGGAUGGAGGGUCCCGAUCCAGCGAGGGUAGAUUGGCGGUCAUUGGGAUGCUGGCGUCAGAUUUUGAUCUAGAGGAAAGUGUGCGACCUGAAAGCGUGUCCGUUAGUUUUCCAACUGUGAAUAGUGUGUCCGAUGUUAUUGAGAUGGAGAAUGUUGGUGUCGUGGACAAAAGAGUGAGGUUUGCGAUUGAUGAGUCCAAUUCUGAUUCUGAGUCCGAGUUUAGUGCAACAUUUGCAGCUGAUGCACUGUUGCAAGAGGAGUUGCAAGAGUUGUUUGAGGCACAACAAGCUGGGACUGCAUUUAUACUCGGGCACUCGCAUGUUAAGGCAAAACAAGGAUCGUCGAUUCUGAAGAGACUGGCAAUCAAUUACGGGUACAAUUUCCUACGGAGGAAUUGCCGGGGGGCAGAUGUGGCACUCAAGGUGCCUCCGGUGUCACUUCUUGAGGUUGGAAUGGUUUAUAUUGUAUAGUUUGCAAAAUGUUACUUGGAGUUCUGUUUUCAUUUUAUAUUGAGGAAGAAUCUCCAAUCUCAAGUGGGUUCCCACAUGCCAUUUGUGGUAUGUAUAGUUCAUGUUUUUCUUGUUUAAUAGAUAUGGUAGUUUUGUCG
Rhododendron vialii is the source of this 3074-nucleotide messenger RNA. Its product is annotated as potassium transporter 2. Gene Ontology annotation, biological process: potassium ion transmembrane transport. The record is from RefSeq and is a predicted model, not a curated record. Gene Ontology annotation, molecular function: potassium ion transmembrane transporter activity. NCBI's taxonomy places the organism in Eukaryota, Viridiplantae, Streptophyta, Magnoliopsida, Ericales, Ericaceae. The transcript is spliced from 10 exons. Bases 562 to 2937 code for a protein of 791 amino acids. Gene Ontology annotation, cellular component: plasma membrane.